UGACACUCAAAAUAGGUGCCUGAUCGAACAACUGUCAUACACUGCAGGGACCGGUCAUCUCUUCGAUUGGCAAUGUUUCUCGGGCAUGCCACAUAGCAAUGCGGCUUCGAGAAGCUCAUCUCUUUGCCAAAGUCAGCACCCGAAUCCCCCACGCGAUCCCUGGCGCAUGCCCCCUAGCUCCGGAGAUUGAUUGCUACACCGUUUUCUCCCGCUACGGGCUUCGGAUUAAUGGAAUAUUUUGCGGCCACUUGAUUACUUGUUUUCUGGUGAACCCUAAAAUUGAACGAAGAGAAAUGUAUCGAAUGAGCCACCUGGGCACUCGUAUCUAGCAGUAUUAAUGAACAGGAGGCUAAGUAAGUAAUCGCUUGUACCACCCCGGG
Molecule: messenger RNA, 380 nt
Organism: Suhomyces tanzawaensis NRRL Y-17324
Lineage: Eukaryota; Fungi; Ascomycota; Pichiomycetes; Serinales; Debaryomycetaceae
Exons: 1
Coding region: 99-329 (76 amino acids)
Source: RefSeq, a predicted model, not a curated record